AUGGCCCCUCUAACGAUUCAGAUCAAGGGCCAGCUGUACUGGAAACUCGUCUUUGACUAUGACAACGGCUCUAACACCGUGAUAAUCAAUCAGAGCUACAAUUUUGCGACGCGCGAGGCAUACAAGUCGAGCUCUUUCAGAGAAGAGGUUUCGAAGGUCGCUCACACAGAGGACACGACAAACGGUGCCUCUGUUAAGGCAGGCGCAUCAUAUGGGCCUAUCUCUGCCAAGGUCUCAAGCAAUGUUGAUAUCAGAGAGGAGAUCAAUCGCACGCUGGAGAACGCCAUCAUAUCGGAGGGCGACCAUGAGAUAGAGACCAUCAUUAAGGAAUUCAAUCGAGAAUACAAAGUUGGGCCACACAGCAGACUGGUCCUAUACCAGCAGAAUUUCAGUGCUCCCGGGAUCAGCGUGAGCGGCGAUGUCUUCAAAACGACCCCAAUUCUCCUGUCAGAGAGCGAGCGCUUCAAGGAGAUUGUGAUCACCGUGGAAGUCAAGGCUGUUGAGUUCAUCAAGUGCCUCAAUGUAGUAUGUAGCGAUACUCCCGGAGGAGCACCUAUCGACCGUGUGAGGGAGAUUCACGGUGGCAAAACUGACAUCAAUGCUGGUUUCGAAGGACAAUAUGUCAGCCUCGUUCCGGAGUAUACGACCUCUGUGGACGAUGCAUGCACUUCUUUCGAUAUCAUUAUACAUGAAAGGUCAAUGCCAGGGUAUAGAGAUCUAGCUGGGGGGGCGGACGGUGAUUUCCGCCACGCUGUCCCAGUCAAGAACAUAUGCGAGAAUAUGAAAAUCACAGGUAUCAAGCUCUGGCGUUCGAGCGACUCGGUGAAUUACGACCAGGUGGAGGAUGAAGGGUUCAACGGCAUGAGCACCAAUAUCAAUGAGGGGAGGAAGGGGGAUUGGUUGUAUCUGGUCUGGAAGAAGGUUCCAGUGUACCCUGCUAGCUUGUACAAGUAG
Laetiporus sulphureus 93-53 is the source of this 954-nucleotide messenger RNA. RefSeq lists its product as uncharacterized. The record is from RefSeq and is a predicted model, not a curated record. Bases 1 to 954 code for a protein of 317 amino acids. The transcript is spliced from 5 exons. NCBI's taxonomy places the organism in Eukaryota, Fungi, Basidiomycota, Agaricomycetes, Polyporales, Laetiporaceae.